UCUCUCUCUCUCUCUCUCUCUCUCUCCGCCCUCUCCCCGUGCCGCUUGGAACGCGGCAUUCGCCUCUUCCUCUUCCGCCUUCCCUCACUUCCCCCGGGUCUCCAACUCGGAUCUCGUUCGGCUCCCUAUCCGUUCGAAGGCGUUCGAAUCAAUGCAGAAGAGAAUGAUGCGGAGGUGGCAGUGGUAAGACUGGUGCUGGCCCGAGCUCAGACGCGAGGCGACGGACCGUAUCGCGGCGGGAGGUUAUGAAGCCGAAGGGACCGAAUCGGCGGUUCUCUCACCGCUUGGUUGUUCCCGCCGUCCUCGUCGCCGGGCUGCUCCUCCCCUUCGUCUUCAUCAGGGCCGCCUUCCUUGCGCUCGACGCCCGCGCUGCCUCCAUCUGCCCUUCCAUCAGUUGCUUAGGGUGGACGCUUAGGCCUCGGUUGUUGCUCGAUUCAUCUCAGGAUUUCGGGAAGGAGUUGAGGAGAGUUUACUUGGAGGAGGCGGAGGAAGGGGGACACAACAAUUUAGAUCCACGGUUGGUCAAUGCCGCGCCGGAUUCUUUGGAUGAUCUGAUGUCGGAAAUGAGCUCUCCCUCUUCCUAUCAACACCUUGACCUCAGAACACUAUUGUUGAAGACCAAAGCCAUGCUCCUGAAGAUGGACCAGAAAGUCCAGUCUGCCAAGCUUCGAGCAUUAAUCUUUCAGCACUUGGCUUCAACUGGAAUUCCUAAAAGCAUGCAUUGCCUCAGCUUGAGGUUGGCGGAGCAGUACCUAGUGAAUACUGCUGCUCGAUCUUCUUUGCCACCACCUGAAUAUGCCUCGUGCCUGACAGAUAACUCUUACGUUCACAUUGCCCUGAUCACUGACAACAUACUUGCUGCUGCUGUCAUGGUGUCGUCCACCAUGACAAGUGCUGCUGAUCCUGAGAAGGUAGUGUUCCACAUUAUCACUGACAAGAAAACUUACACCUCGAUGCAUGCUUGGUUUGCUAUCCACCCUGUCUUUCCUGCCAUUCUGGAGGUAAGGGGACUUCACCAGUUCGACUUUCCUCCUGAUGUGAAUGCUGUGAUCAUGGACACCGUAGAGGAACUCCAUCGAAGCUCAUCUGCUUAUCGCUACUACAGGGGAGCAGAUGAAGACUCCAGAAGACUUUUAGCUUUAAAACCAAGCACAUUUUCGCUCUUGAAUUAUAUGAGGAUACAUCUUCCAGAGCUGUUUCCAAAGCUGGAAAGAGUGAUUUUUAUGCAUGACGACGUGGUGGUGCAGAGAGACUUGACAUCACUAUGGUACUUAGAUCUGCAUGGGCUCGUCAUGGGCGCAGUUAGUGCACAAGAAAGUGAUGAUGAAGGAUCGGGUGAUGGCCUUUGUAUCGGGAAGACAUUUGGGGACUACAUAAAUUUCUCGAAUCCUAUGCUGACAGCAUCACCAUCAUCAUAUGUCUUACAGAGAGAUCAAUGUGCAUGGUUGGAGGGCAUCAACAUAUUUGAUCUGCAAGCAUGGAGAGAGCACAACAUCACCAGGAAAUACCAGCUCUGGCUUAAACUGAAUCGAGAAUCUGGAUUUGCAUUGUGGCCCAUGGGGUCAUUGCCGCCUGCACUACUAGCGUUCCAUGGACAAGUGCUGCCACUCAAUCGUUCAUGGCUUUUGUCAGGGCUAGGUUGGCAAAUGCCCGAUCCCGAACUGCUACACUCUGCUGCGGUCAUUCAUUUUAGCGGACUGGGGAAGCCAUGGCUUGAGACCGGGCAUCCAGAACUACGAAAAAUUUGGCGAAGCCACUUAAACCACAACGAUGAACUCAUAAGCAGCUGUAUGGUUGCGUGAGUGAUGACACAGAAAGAGAUAGAGAGAGAGAGAGAGAGAGAGAGACAGGCUGGUAAACAUACAAUGCCGGUCUUUACUUCAGUAGAUUACAUAGAACAUAGAUAAGUUCAUAUUAUUUCUGGUAAGCAGAGGUAGGAUGCUUGAGCAGAGAGAAGUAGGUGCAGCCUUCAGUCCCUGCUCAGGCUAUCUCCGCGUGCUGGUUGAUUUCUCCUUAUAGCUCAGCAAGCUCUAAUGUAUAUAAGGAGGGAGAGGUCAAGGGAAGCCAGCCAUGAACAUUAGAUCAUACAAGACAUGGCCACUGACACUUUCACUACAAUUUCCAGGUAACUCGAGAUGGAAAUGUAUGAUAGAUGGCCAUAUUUUUCUUCACCUAGUCCUGGCAUUCUGGAUAAUUGAAAUUGAUCUGUAUUAUACUGAAUAAAGUAUGGAUUGGAUAAUACAAA
This is a messenger RNA of Musa acuminata subsp. malaccensis (wild Malaysian banana), 2245 nucleotides long. RefSeq names its product probable galacturonosyltransferase 15. Gene Ontology annotation, molecular function: polygalacturonate 4-alpha-galacturonosyltransferase activity. The record is from RefSeq and is a predicted model, not a curated record. Lineage: Eukaryota; Viridiplantae; Streptophyta; Magnoliopsida; Zingiberales; Musaceae.